Microcebus murinus (gray mouse lemur) is the source of this 2199-nucleotide messenger RNA. It is a transcript of the gene MTHFD2, whose product is annotated as methylenetetrahydrofolate dehydrogenase (NADP+ dependent) 2, methenyltetrahydrofolate cyclohydrolase. Gene Ontology annotation, biological process: tetrahydrofolate interconversion. NCBI's taxonomy places the organism in Eukaryota, Metazoa, Chordata, Mammalia, Primates, Cheirogaleidae. The record is from RefSeq and is a predicted model, not a curated record. Gene Ontology annotation, cellular component: mitochondrion. Gene Ontology annotation, molecular function: methenyltetrahydrofolate cyclohydrolase activity; methylenetetrahydrofolate dehydrogenase (NADP+) activity; methylenetetrahydrofolate dehydrogenase (NAD+) activity.
CCUGCCACGCGGCCGCGGUAUAACCGCGCUGCCCUGGCGCGCGCGCUUCCCUCCCGGCGCGGGCACCGGCAGGGGCUAUGGCUGCAACUUCCCUUGUGUCCGUGUUGGCCUCUCGGCUGUUCCGCCCCGCGCAGAGCUGUUGUCUCCGCCAUCGCCCCUUCCACCUCGCUGCAGUUCGAAAUGAAGCUGUUGUCAUUUCUGGAAAGAAACUGGCCCAGCAGAUCAAGCAGGAAGUGCGGCAGGAGGUGGAAGAGUGGGUGGCCUCUGGCAAUAAACGACCCUACCUAAGCGUGAUUCUGGUUGGAGAGAAUCCUGCAAGUCACUCCUAUGUCCUCAACAAAACCAGAGCUGCUGCAGAUGUGGGAAUCAACAGUGAGACAAUUGUGAAACCAGCUUCAAUUUCAGAGGAAGAAUUGUUGAAUUUAAUCAAUAAAUUAAAUAAUGAUGAUAAUGUGGAUGGCCUUCUUGUUCAGCUGCCUCUUCCAGAGCACAUUGAUGAGAGAAAGAUUUGCAAUGCUGUUUCUCCAGAUAAGGAUGUUGAUGGCUUUCAUGUAAUUAAUGUAGGGCGAAUGUGUCUGGAUCAGUACUCCAUGUUACCAGCUACCCCGUGGGGUGUGUGGGAAAUAAUUAAGAGAACCGGUAUUCCAACCCUAGGAAAGAAUGUGGUCGUGGCUGGAAGGUCAAAAAAUGUUGGAAUGCCCAUUGCAAUGUUACUACACACAGAUGGGGCACAUGAACGUCCUGGAGGUGAUGCCACUGUUACAAUAUGUCACCGAUAUACUCCCAAAGAGCAGUUGAAGAAACAUACAAUUCUUGCAGAUAUUGUAGUAUCUGCUGCAGGCAUUCCAAAUCUGAUCACAGCGGAUAUGAUCAAGGAGGGAGCAACAGUGAUUGAUGUGGGAAUAAAUAGAGUUCAAGAUCCUAUAACUGCUAAACCCAGAUUGGUUGGAGAUGUGGAUUUUGAAGGAGUCAGAAAAAAAGCUGGUUACAUCACUCCAGUUCCUGGGGGUGUUGGUCCCAUGACAGUGGCGAUGCUAAUGAAGAAUACCAUUAUUGCUGCAAAAAAAUUGCUGAGGCUUGAAGAGCGGGAAGUGCUGAAGUCUAAAGAGCUUGGAGUAGCCACUAAUUAACUGUUGUGUCUUCUUUGUCAUGAAGAGCAUUCCAAGCCAGCUCAAGAAGCAAAGCAGGCUACUAGAAAUGCAAUAUUUUUUAUUUAUUCUACUGAAAUGGUUUAAAAUGAUGCUUUGUAUUUAUUGGAAGCUUAAAUGGGUGGGUGUUUGUGCACAUGGCUGUGCAGUACCUCACCAAGGACCAUUCCAGUAUCUUGCUGGGUCAUGUGAUCUAGCCAAGCGCAGCCAUUAACCUAGGGACUAACACGGGAGACAUCAUCACAUUGAGAAUGGAUGCUUCACUUUGUCAAGCCACCUCCGUUAAAAAUUUGCCUUUUCUAGGAUUGCAUUUCCCAAGUGCUAUUCCAAUAAGAGUUGAUACUCAUUUUAGGUUCUAAACCUUCUGAGGUCAACUGGUCAAACCAAAGGAAAAAUGUUGCUAGAGAAAAUUAGGGAAGAAGUGAAAGGGGAAAAAGGUGGUAAUUGAGUAGAAAAAAUUACUGCAAUUUGUAUGUGUAUUGAUGGAUAACCAGAUUUAUCCAAGUAGAACUGAAUUGGCUAGGAAAAAAGAAAACCUACCUGUUAGUAGUUUUCCUAAGCUGUUUUUCUGUGGCUCAGUCAGUCAUUGGGAAAAUGUUUAAGUUGUUCCAUUGGCUAUUAGCCUUCGUUUUAUGUAUGUUAUCCAUCAGUGAGGUCUCCUCAUUUUAGUUUUCUAUGACUGAAAGGCUUAUUUUAUAAAUUAUUCAUGUGUAUUAUCAUAUUUGACUUUUGCUACAUACUUAAAUUUCAUUGUUAAAUUUUUGUAUUGUUAGAGGGUAUCUAUGGUUUCUUUGGGAUAUCUUGAAACCUAUUUUUGAAAAACAAAGCUUGGGCUUGAUAAUCAUUUGGGCAGCUCAUAUAAGUAUGCAACUUACUUUUCCACCAAAGAAUUGUCAGCAGCUGCCUGCUUUUCUGUGAUGUACCCUGUUGGCUUUCCCAAAAGAUUUUUAAGAGCUUGAGUUAAUAUUGAAUUUAAUCAGACUUUCUGAUUAAAGGGAUUUUUUUUUUCCUUUUUUAAUAAAACACAUCUGUGUGGAAUGAGUUUCUGAAA